Molecule: messenger RNA, 6953 nt
Organism: Brassica napus (rape)
Lineage: Eukaryota; Viridiplantae; Streptophyta; Magnoliopsida; Brassicales; Brassicaceae
Product: probable beta-D-xylosidase 6
Exons: 7
Coding region: 5164-6786 (540 amino acids)
Biological process (GO): arabinan catabolic process; xylan catabolic process
Cellular component (GO): plant-type cell wall
Molecular function (GO): alpha-L-arabinofuranosidase activity; xylan 1,4-beta-xylosidase activity
Source: RefSeq, a predicted model, not a curated record
UUAUAAAAAGAUCUCUCGCCUAUAUGAAAUUUUCUUCAGAUAGUUAUCAUCAUAGCAUUUAUACAUAUGCAUAUGCACGUUUCGAAACAACCUUCACGUAUAAAACUCAUUGUAUUUAUUGUUUUAGAAGUCUAUAUAUGGUAAUUGUAAUGACCCAAUCCCACCAUCUCCACUUCUUUCCCCAACCCCACCAUCUUCACCUUCUUUUCCACUAUCUCCACCCUCUUUCCCACCAUUUCCAUCUUCUAUAAUUCACAAACUUAGAAAGAAAGAAAGAGAGAGAGAGAAAGAAAAAGAGAGAGAGAGGAAGAAGAGGAAGGGAGAAAGCUCACCUGAGCUCGUCGCCGGAGCAACCGUGCGCCGUGAUCACGUUCAGCUUGCCAGCACCGAUCAACACCCUAGGCCAUCAUCGUGUUCCUCUCGACGAGACGAAGCCGUAGCCGCCGACCGCGCCGCAAUCGGAGCCCGGAUGAGCCCGCACGCGCCUCCGGAAGUUUCGCCUCUGCGCGCGCGUGAGGUGCACGCGCCGCCGCCGGAAAUCGUCGCCGCCGCCUUCGCCGCCGAUUUGGAGUCCAUUUGAGCAGCUGGAGUUCAUAGAUACCACUUCUUAUUAUUGCUAAGGUGAGACCGACGAGCAGGAGUGAUUAUCGGACUGGUGCUAUUGGGCUUUUGGGUUUCUAUCGCUUUUACCGCUUUUAUCUUUAUCGGGCCUUUAGGCCUCUGGACUUUUAUCGUUUAUGUUAUUCCUAUUUCAGACUUUCGGUUUAUGUCGUAUUUUAUAUUUCGGAUGUUAUCGAUGUUGGGCUUUUAGGCCUUUUGGUACCGUAUUGACUUUUAUAUUAUGAUAUGAAGAUUAUUAUUAUUUGAGUUGUAUUAUUAUUUUAUUUCUGCUUUUAUCAAUUUAUUAUAUUUCGAAAGUGGCGGGUGUCACAAUUUGGUAUCAGAGCGGGUUCCAUCCCGGUUCCGUCCCGGGAUGGCGGUCAGGGGAUUCGGUUUUCAUCGGUUUUCAACGUUCUUUUUGUUUAAAAAAAAUAUAUAUAUAUUUAUUUAUAUAUUUGGAAAUUCUUUUAGCACCAUUAUGUCCAGUAAUUACUAACUCAAUUGUCUCUUUCAAUGACGAUGAGUAAAAUCAUCGUCAUUCGUCCUUCGACUAUCAGAGUUCUCGCCAGAUGUUCAGCAGUUGGGUGAUGUCCAAGUUCGUCAGUUUUCUCAGGAGUUAUCAGUUCUUCGGUCAUUAUUUUGAGGUUAUCCAGGAGUGGAUAUGUGACGUUUCUGCCACCAACCCACUUCAAGCAAUCGUUCCACGAGUUUUGCUACUGGAGAUUAUGUGGUGUGUGGUAUGAGCCAUUGGUUGGCAUGUGUUGUUGUGUGUACGAGUAUAUUGACUAUUUUGGAGAUAUAUUUGUUUUGUGAACUCGUGGAGAUCGCUUUUGAAUUGGGGUGCAGCAGCUUGCGUUGUGUGGGUGUUGGAGUUACACUUUGGUAUGUUUACCAAUUUUGGCAGUGUUGAUCGUUUCAGAGAUGUGUCGGUUUGGACAAUUGAUAUAGGACAUUGGGAGCUGUUUAUGUCCAUCGCGGUGUACCAAUUAUGCUUGGAGGGCCGAUUUUUUCGGAGACUCGUCAGGGAUUGAGCUAUGUUUUUACGAUGUCAUCCUUGGGAUGGAUUGGCUGUCACGUCAUCAAGUAGUGUUGGAUUUCCUGAGGGCAAGAGUUCCUAUUGCUGAAGCAAAUGGAAGUUUUUAUUGCAUGCAUUCUACAUGCUGAGGAGUUAUGGGAUAUAAGAACAUAGAGAUUUUUGGCUACCAUUUCAAUGGUUAAGGAUGAUGGACAACAUGGGCUGCAGGAUCUUCCGGUUAUUACAGAGUAUGAGGAUAUAUUUGUGACCUUUGGAAAGGCCACCACAAGACACAUGAGACGCUCUUGCAAUUUUAUUUUAUUUUGGAGCAAACAGCACUGGCUUCACGAGUUUCUUAUCGUCUAUCACCAGCAUGGAUGACUGAGUUGAGAAAGCGAUUGGAGGAACUCUUUGAUAAGGGAUUUAUCAGAUCGAUUUUUUCCCCAUGGGGAGCAUCAUUGUUGUUGUAAAUAAGAAAGGUGGGAGUUUCAGAUUUUGUAUCGACUACAUAGACUUGAACAUGGUAACCAUCAUAUUGACGAGUUGUUAGAAGAGCUUAAUGGAGGUUCAUCGUUCUCGAAGUUUGUCUUGGCAUCAAGAUACCAUCAGAUUGCUAUAGCUGAGGAGUAUGUACGGAAUGCAGAUUUCUGUUAUGGAUAUUACGAGUUCGUAGUGAUACCAUUUGGGUCGACAAAGGCACUGUUGCAUUCAUGAAGAUAUGAAUGACGUUUUCGUGAACAUUUGGAUAGGUGUGCGAUUGUAUUCACCAACGACAUCCUGAUUAUUUUGGAAUAGAAAGGAGAUUUGUGAGCAUUUAGCGGAUUGCGUUGGAUAAGCCUGGAGAGCAUCAGUUGUUCGCUAAGUUGAGGAAGUGUAGCUUCUGGCAGAGGAAUGUUGUAUUUUUGGGUAACAUGGUUUUGGAAGCAGAAUUUUGAUGGAUCCAAAGAAGAUUAAUACCGUUUCGGGAAGGUCGAAACCUAAGAGCGCUACAAAGAUCUGCCGUUCUUUUUGGGUUAAUAGUGUACUACUGGAAGUUCAUCAAGGGUUUCACCGGUAUAGUAAUGUUAAAGACGCGGUCUACGUGUAAAGACGUUAAGUGUGGUUGGAUAGAUUUUUGUUCGAGGAGUUUCACUGAAUUGAAGCACAACUAAUGAAGACACCAGUUUUGGGUUCUACUGAGGCUGAGGCUUACUGUGAUGUGUCAGAUACUGGAUUGGAUUUAAAUUAAGGUAUGAGGAUUAAGUCAUUUAUAUGCCUCACGCCAGAGAGGCUGUAGUGGUAUUUGCGUUAUAGUUUUGGAGAUCGUAAUUGUACGGGAAGGAAGUCCAGAUUCUAUGGGAUCAUUAGAGUAUGAUAUUUAUCUUCACUGAUUAAAAAUUGCACUUGGGCAGUGCAGUUGGAUUGAGUUUGUAGCAGACUAUAGUUUGGAUAUCGCAUACUAUCUGGUAAGGACAACCAGGUGAUAAAUGCCUUGGGUAGGCGUAUGAGCUGUAUCUCGGGAACCAAGAAGGUUCAUGAGUUUACUGGGAGAUUUGCUAGUCUCAGGUUGGGUGCCAUUACUAUCAUUGGAGAGAAAGAUGUCCUUGGGACUUUGGAGCAGACAGUUUUGCUAUGGAGGAUACACAAGCACAAGUUAGCAUUAUGGAUUGGUUGAACAGAUCGAGGUUGGGAGUAUUGGAUAUCAUACAGUUCUGAGCAGGAUAUACUUGUACCGAAACCGAGUUUGUGUGUUGGACGAUAAGUUGUUAAGAAAAUGAAUCAUACAAAAAACAUAUCACUCGUGUUUCUCUACCCAUCGGGAACACCAAAGGGUACAAAGAUAUGAAGAGUUAACUAUAAUUGAUGUAGUAUGAAGAUGUUUGUAACUACAUUGCGUCGCGGUGCCAGACAUGUUAUAUGACUAUGAUAGAGGAUCAGUUAUCUAUCAUGUUAUUUUUGAGCUUGCUUUUGCCGGAGUGGAAAUGAGGCAUGGUGAUUAUGGACAUUGUUAUUGGAUUUUAAAUCACCAUAUGUGGAAAGGAUGCCACAUGGGUAGUCAUGGAUAGACUUACCAAGUCAGCCCAUUUCCUAAGUAAUUAAGAAGACAAUCAGAGCUAAUCAAUUGGAGCAGACCUACAUUAUUGAGUUUGGGAAGUUUCAUGGAUGUCAACAUUGUAUCGGAUUGGGAAUCGAAGUUCACAUCUACAUUUCAGAGAGCCUUUCAGAAGGCACUUGAGACAAAGAUCAUAUGAGUACAGCUUAUCACCCAUUGACAUAUUGUCAGUCAGAGAGGACUACUCAGAACUUAAAGGAUAUGUUCAGAGAUUGCGUUGGAUGGAAUUUCGGAAAGCAUCUACCUUUACCAGAGUUUGCCUACAUCGACAACUAUCUUUUGAGUAUUAAAAAAUAAAAAAAAAAUACUAUACGAGGGUUAUUUAUGGUAGACCUUAUAGUAUACCACUUUGUUGGACCAAAGUGGGGUAGCAAUAUGAGUUAGAACUAUUAAUGGUUUAAGAGACGGUAGAGCAGAGGACAUGCUCAAGGAUUGGCUUUCGGAAGCCCAUGACGUCAGAGGAUUUAUGCAGCUAAGCACCAUAAGGAUUUGGAGCUACAUAUGAGCACCUAAUAUACCUGAAAAUAAGGACAUUUCAGGAGGGACCUAAGACUCAGAAGAUAAAGGAGCUUAAACCGAGACACAUGGAAUUGUAUCCUUCACUGAAGUGGAUUGGAUUAGUUGCUUGCAGUUACUUUAUCAGCAGUAUAUCAGCCUUCUAGGACUUGGUUCAUAUGACAGCAUUGCAAAAGUUGAGAAGGCGCUAUAAUUAUUUUGCAGUAGACAUCAAGUGAGUUCAUAAAGAUUUUAUGAACCUUAUCAUCUAUUGAAGAUUUUGAAUCAUCAUGAGAAAACAGUUCGGGGAAUAUCGACUGUGUUUGUCCGAGUUCGUUGGGAGGGAGAUAAGACUCAGGAGGAGACCUGAAAGGCCGAGCGAAGAUUAGUAUUCGAGGUUUUGCUAUGAUGACAUUGGGCACGUCAGCUUAUGACAUGAAUUCGGGGACGAAUUCCUUAUAAGUGGGGGAUAAUUGUAAUGACCCAAUCCCACCAUCUCCACUUCUUUCCCCAACCCCACCAUCUUCACCUUCUUUUCCACUAUCUCCACCUUCUUUCCCACCAUCUCCAUCUUCUAUAAUUCACAAACUUAGAAAGAAAGAAAAAGAGAGAGAGAGAGAAAAAGAGAGAGACAGGAAGAAGAGGAAGGGAGAAAGCUCACCUGAGCUCGUCGCCGGAGCAACCGUGCGCCGUGAUCACGUUCAGCUUGCCACCACCGAUCAACACCCUAGGCCAUCAUCGUGUUCCUCUCGACGAGACGAAGCCGUAGCCGCCGACCGCGCCGCAAUCGGAGCCCGGAUGAGUCCGCACGCACCUCCGGAAGUUUCGCCUCUGCGCGUGAGGUGCACGCGCCGCCGCCGGAAAUCGUCGCCGCCGCCUUCGCCGCCGAUUUGGAGUCCAUUUGAGCAGCUUGAGUUCAUAGAUACCACUUCUUAUUAUUGCUAAGGUCACAGAACAGGAUAUGGAAGACACAUACCAGCCCCCGUUUCAGAGUUGUAUCGAAGAUGGUAAAGCUAGCUGCUUGAUGUGUUCAUAUAAUGCAGUUAAUGGGGUGCCUGCUUGUGCUCGACAAGACUUAUUACAGAAAGCUCGAGUUGAUUGGGGAUUUAAAGGGUACAUUACAUCAGACUGUGAUGCUGUGGCAACCAUUUUCGAUUACCAAGGAUACACAAACUCAGCUGAGGAAGCUGUUGCUGAUGCAAUCAAAGCAGGCGUGGAUAUAAACUGCGGAACGUACAUGGUUAGACACACACAAUCUGCCAUCGAUAAAGGUAAAUUGAGCGAAGAGCAAAUAGACAGAGCUCUCCUAAACCUCUUCGCCGUUCAGCUUCGCCUCGGACUUUGUAAUCCAAAACAAGGACGUUACGCAAAGCUAGGAUCAAACGACAUUUGCAGCUCAAGCCACAGGGAGCUGGCGUUGGAGGCAGCGAGACAAGGCAUCGUGCUUCUGAAAAACGACCACAACCUCUUGCCGUUGAAGAAAAGCCACGUGUCUUCUUUAGCAAUCAUCGGUCCGAUGGCCAACAACAUUAGCAGUAUGGGCGGGACUUACACAGGCAAGCCUUGUCAAAGAAAGACUCUCUUCACGGAGCUUCUUGAGUACGUGAAGAAGACGUCUUACGCCUCUGGCUGCUCUGACGUCGCUUGUGACUCCCCCGCCGGGUUUAAAGAAGCUGUAGCCAUCGCCAAGGGAGCUGAUUUUGUCAUUGUCGUUGCGGGGUUAGACCUCACUCAAGAGACAGAGGAUAAGGAUCGAGUUAGUCUCUCUUUACCUGGCAAACAGAGAGAUCUUGUAACUUCCAUCGCAGCUGCGAGUAAGAAGCCAGUGAUUCUAGUCCUAACCGGUGGUGGACCGGUGGAUGUAACCUUUGCUAAAACCGACCCAAGGAUAGGAAGCAUUGUGUGGAUCGGUUAUCCAGGUGAAACCGGUGGACAAGCACUAGCUGAGAUCUUGUUUGGUGAUUUUAAUCCGGGUGGGAGGUUACCGAUGACGUGGUAUCCUCAGUCGUUUAGUGAGGUUGCGAUGUCGGAUAUGCACAUGAGAGCUGAUUCGUCUCGUGGUUAUCCUGGAAGAACGUAUAGAUUCUAUACCGGACCGAAAGUUUAUAAAUUCGGAACCGGUUUAAGCUAUACCAAGUUUGAUUACAAGAUUCUUUCAGCGCCAACUAGGCUUGGCUUAUCAGAAGUUAUCCUACAGGACUCUUCUUCACACAAGAAGUUGCUUCUCCAGAACGGAGAAAGGGAGCGAAGAUACUUGCAGCUGGACGAUUUGGCGGUUAACUCUUGCGAGUCUCUUCGGUUUAACGUCCGGUUUAGCGUGAGGAAUACGGGAGAGAUGGACGGUAGUCAUGUGUUGAUGUUGUACUCUAGAAUGCCUAAGGUUUUGUCUGGUGUUCCGGAGAGACAGCUGAUUGGUUUUGAACGUGUUCAUGUUCGUUCAAGUGAGAUGGUGGAAGCAGAGUUUGUGAUUGAUCCUUGCAAGCACCUAAGCGUUGCGAAUGAUGUGGGGAAGAGAGUGAUUCCUCUGGGGGCUCAUGUCUUGGUGUUGGGAGAUUUACAGCAUUCUCUGUCUCUUGAAUUCUAAAAUGAUUGAUUGUUUUAAGCAAACUGUGAUGUUUGGAAAAAAAGUUUAAUAAAAAGCGUUACUGCUUGGACGAAUAGUAUUUUCAGAAUAGUGGAAGACUUUCUUUCUUAUGUACUUUCUCUGGAAGGUAAUUUCUAAAUGUUGAAGGCCAAGGUUCUUCUUACUUA